GACAGGCAGACAUAUAGACAGAGAAGAGACGGAACCUUGAGCCAGAGUCAGAAGAGUCUGGGAGAGAGAGAGAGAGAGAGAGGGAGCGCGACGCAGACAGACAGAAAAGGAGGUGCUCGCGUGAGGACGAGAGCGAGCGAGAGAGAGAGAAAGAGAAAGAGGGGCCAAGCGAGCGAGAGAGCGAGCGUCAGGCCCUUUACUUUCUUGCUGCUGCUGCUGCGGCUCUUUCUUUCGUCGCCCUACCUUUCUUCCUGUCGUCAUUCCUCGUGCCGUCGUCUUUCUUUCUUUCUUCCUUCCUUCCUUCCGCGGUCUAGUCUCGGCCCAUUCUCUCUCUCGGCCCAUUCAUCCCAAAAGCUCUUUCUCUCGCUGCAGCUCGUGGCCCGCGGCGGCCAGCGUGAGUUUGCCCCGAGUGCCGAAACUCGGGAGACAGAUUUCGCCGUGAGCGUGACCGGAGUAGGGGCGGUGAGGUGAGAGCACCUGGCGACGUUGACACGACUUCGCUGCGCCGCUCGCGAGUCCCGUCAUCUCGGCUGCAAUUUAUCCGCCUCUGCGGAUGCUGUGUUCUGGGAAUCCAUCUCCACAAUUUCCUCGCCGCAGGACGGAAUCUGCCUCGGACUAGAACUGCAUUUGCCCGGGGCCGCUGUUAAAUUGCGUUCAUUAAUUAAGUCUCUCACCGCAUUGCUUAACAUCGCCCUGGCGGGACUGGCGUUACGUUGCUAGCUGCACUCGGGCGAAAAAUUCCGGUUUCCGCGCGUGCCUCCUUUUGAGUUCCUCUUGUUCGAGGCGCGGCGCGGCGAGAUGAUUAUGGAAAGAACAGCAGGAAUGGACAACGAGCGCCAGUUUGAUCACCAGUUGGACGACGGCAUCGAGAGCAUGCUGCCAUCCAGCCUUCGCAAAAUUUUCCUGGAACUUGAUCCGAAUCCCCCUCUUCCCGCAGGCUGGGAGAAAUGUUUGGACUUACAGUCGGGCAAUAUCUAUUUUAAAGAUAGGAUCACCGGGACAAGCACGUACAAGGACCCUCGGAAGAAGCUGUCGAGCCCAUUGCGCAAUUCUUUCGGCGCUGGUCUGUCUGGCUUGAGUGAUCCCGGCUUGGGUGCGAAGAAACACUCCAGGAAUAAGAGCUCCACGCUCGAGGAGAAGCUCUCCAACUGGAAUGAUCAUCUCGCCUCUGGGGAGGCGACCAAGCUCGAACUCUCGCUGAAGUUCGAUUGUGGCAGUACCUUAACGAAGGACGGCGAGGGCCUUCUCAACGGGACCGUCUUUUCCUCGAAGACGGAAGACAUUUCGGCUGCAGUGGAGGAAUCGAGUGUGUGUACUGUUGAGAAAGUGAAGGAUGCUUUGAAGCGCUCGCAUUUCCGAAGUCUGAGCAGGAACAAUUCCGGUUGCACCAAUUCCAGCCUGACUUCUCUGCAAGCGCUGUCUCUGAAUCUUCCGUCUCCUCCCUCGCCUUCGUUCAAGGCUUGCCGCCCCGCUUGGUCCUGCGCAUCGUCGAGCUCUUCCCAUUCUUCCUCCCAUUCCAUCAUGAGCUUCCAAGGAGAGGAAUCGGACGACUUGAAGGAGGAGGCGAGCUCGUGCGGCAAGGCUUGUGACACUACGAACGCGAGCGUGUUCGCCGACGAUGAAUCAGGAGUCAUGGUUACUCUUGGCUGCCAACGCUGCCUCAUGUACAUUAUGCUUCCGAAGGCCAAUCCUUGCUGUCCCAAGUGCGGAAGCGGUGACUUGCUGGAGAUUCUACCAACUUCGUUGCCCAAGAGGCAAAAGGUCGAGUAACGCUGUGUGGGCUACAUACUCGUAGCACUUACGGUCCCCAAAAGGGGGGACUUCUCCUUCUCUCAGAAAGAACCAAUUUCGAAGAAUCUCGCGUUCUCUUUGGUUCAAGCCGGCAGAAAGAAAUAGCAAUAGAAGGAUACAGCUUGGUGUCUUUGUAUAUUACAUUAUUCAAGCAUCUGCCGGAAAUUGUCAUAGGACAUGGUCGAAACACCAGUUUACAAGUAGGUCGUCAACAAAGUUGAACCCGAAGCAAUGUAGAUUUUCAGUCAUGAUUUCGGUGACGAGAUAGACUUCCGGGUUUCUCAGUUUUGGUGGGUCUAUGAAUCAGCAGACCCUUAAAAAAUGUCACCCAUAGAAAGUUCAUGUAGCUUUAGCGGACAAAAGUACCAGAAGAAAGUCUUUGAUCUCUGAAGACCUACAUCUACACCAGGUGGAGAAUGUUUUUUCUCAGUCGGGCCCAACUUCGAUGAUUGGUUGACACAAGGCUGGUGGAACAGUGUACACGAAAUCCGGGAUCGCUCCGAGUUGAGGAACUUCAACUUCUAGCUCUGUAAUGUCCACUUCAGUGUUAAUAAAACUCGUGAGUCGCGACAAUGCGACUGCUCCAUGAUCUGUUAUUCUC
Messenger RNA from Marchantia polymorpha subsp. ruderalis, 2392 nucleotides. The record is from the annotation of a GenBank genome assembly. NCBI's taxonomy places the organism in Eukaryota, Viridiplantae, Streptophyta, Marchantiopsida, Marchantiales, Marchantiaceae.